This is a messenger RNA of Myotis brandtii (Brandt's bat), 923 nucleotides long. RefSeq names its product protein phosphatase 1, regulatory (inhibitor) subunit 14D (gene PPP1R14D). Lineage: Eukaryota; Metazoa; Chordata; Mammalia; Chiroptera; Vespertilionidae. The transcript has 4 exons. The coding region runs from base 227 to 664 and encodes 145 amino acids. Gene Ontology annotation, biological process: regulation of phosphorylation. Gene Ontology annotation, molecular function: protein serine/threonine phosphatase inhibitor activity. Gene Ontology annotation, cellular component: cytoplasm. The record is from RefSeq and is a predicted model, not a curated record.
CCUCUGCACCUGCUAAAAAGGAAGGCUAGGGCACAGCUCAGCUCAGGAGUGCCGUUCCCUGGCAGCCAGGAGUCUGGCAUUUCCAGUACCUGUUGUUGAUCUUUGACCCCUGCCCCUCCCACCUUUCUUCCCUGCUGGUCUCUCCUGUUUUCAGUUUCCUCACUUCCCUGGCAACCUUGCUCUGACUGGCAGUUUAUCCCAGCUCCUUGCCCAGGCCAUUCCUUCCAUGCUGUCUUCAAACCCUGCUUCCUGCACCUCCCCCAACCCUGACAGGGAGAACUCAAGUAAGAAGGUCCAGUGGGCUUCUGGGAAGAGGAGGACGUCUUCCACAGACUCAGAGUCAAAGUCCCACCCCGACCCGUCCAAGGCGUCCAGGUCCCGGAGACCGAGCCGGCUGACGGUGAAGUAUGACCGGGGGCACCUCCAGCGCUGGCUGGACAUGGAGCAGUGGGUGGAUGCGAAGGUUCAGGAGCUCUUCCAGGAUCAACCAACCCCUUCUGAGCUGGAGAUUGACCUGGAAGCUCUCAUGGAACUAUCCACAGAGGAGCAGAAAACUCAGUUGGAGGCUCUUCUCCGAGACUGUCCCAGCCCCACAGAGCCUUUUAUCUCCGAACUGCUCAGUCAACUCAAGAAACUCCGGAGACUCAGUCGGCCUCAGAAAUAAGACUUGUCAGACUACGUUUAGCAGCCUCAGCACCGUCAGGCCUGCCCCGAGCCUCUGGAUCCCAGGCUGAGAGGGAAGUGGCUCCUUGGAACAUGGACAAGGAACAUUGGAAGAUGAGGAGGUCACAUGUGCCACCCCUGCUGUAUGUACCGUCACAGCUAGCUCCUGUCAGUUGGGCUUUCUGGGAGCCAGUCAUGGCUGCUGCCCAGUGUUUUCCUUGACAGCCAAGUGGAUAAAACCUUUAGGAGUCCCAGCUGAA